Chironomus riparius is the source of this 792-nucleotide messenger RNA. Lineage: Eukaryota; Metazoa; Arthropoda; Insecta; Diptera; Chironomidae. The record is from the annotation of a GenBank genome assembly.
AUGAAAUUUUUGCUAAUUGUGAUUUUUGCACUGAUAAGUUGUGCCUUAGCUCAUAAGUACAAAUCAGGAGAAUGCCCAAGUGUCGAGCCAAUGCAAAGUUUUGACAUGAGAAAGUUCCUUGGGAUUUGGUAUGCCGUACAAAAGACUGCAACUGCUUCAGAAUGUGUAAUUUAUAAUUUCACUCAACAAGAGCCUGGACUUUAUCACAUCCAACAAUUAUCACAAGAUUAUUUAAUUGGACUAGCUCCCGUCUCACAUCGUUAUAGUUACACAGGAGAAUUGGAAGUAAAGGACAGUGAUAUUCCAGCCAAAAUGCGCGUUAGAUUUCCAUUAAAUGUCUUACCUGGUCAGGUCGACUUUAAAGUCUUUAUGACAGACUACGAUAAUUAUGCUGGAAUAUUCACAUGCCAAAAAUUACCUGUUGGUGCUCAUCGACAGUCUGCCACAAUUUUAUCACGUACUAAGGAUAUUGAUCGCGCAUACAUCGAUAAGAUUCGAUCACGCCUUACAAGUUAUGGAGUCAAUGUCUUUGAUUUAUCAAUUAUUAAUCAAGCUAAUUGCAGGAUGGUAGAAGAUCCUAAAAUUAACGUUGAUAUUGAUCCAGAAACAUUCUCAUCACAAAACAUUGGCAGUUGGGUGAGAAAGGCUGGCGAGAAAAUUGGUGACGGUGUUGAAUGGACAGUUGACAAGACAAAGAAGAUUUACAAAUCAGUAACUCGUGAUUCUGGAGAGAGCAUUUCCGAGAGAAGCGCAAAAAUGACUGAAUCUGAAAAGCCAGCGUGGUUCCCAUAA